Messenger RNA from Nothoprocta perdicaria, 1400 nucleotides. It is a transcript of the gene LMO3, whose product is annotated as LIM domain only 3. Gene Ontology annotation, biological process: positive regulation of transcription by RNA polymerase II. The transcript has 5 exons. The record is from RefSeq and is a predicted model, not a curated record. Gene Ontology annotation, cellular component: nucleus. Lineage: Eukaryota; Metazoa; Chordata; Aves; Tinamiformes; Tinamidae. The coding region runs from base 262 to 699 and encodes 145 amino acids. Gene Ontology annotation, molecular function: transcription coactivator activity; DNA-binding transcription factor binding.
AUAGCCUUAAAUCGGAAGGGAGCUGCUUCUCUGUGGUCUUCCACGAGAGCUGCCUGGGCUCUGCUGGCUCAGUAAUAACUGAGUGACCUUUUCUUUCGCUGUAUUAUGUCUGGCUGGUAAGGGAUUGCAUUUUGCAGCUGAUAAAGCCCUGACUUCAUUCAACUCGGCUCCUCACACGCUGCUUUAGGAGAAGAGCUACAAAGCAGCCACUGUGCUUAUUGAACUGCCUCCCCUGUAUCGCUUAAUUGAGAAGGUAUACAAAUGCUCUCAGUCCAGCCAGACACCAAGCCGAAAGGUUGUGCUGGCUGCAACCGUAAGAUUAAAGACCGGUAUCUCCUAAAGGCCCUGGACAAAUACUGGCAUGAAGACUGCCUGAAAUGUGCCUGCUGUGACUGUCGCCUGGGGGAGGUGGGCUCCACGCUGUACACCAAAGCCAACCUUAUCCUUUGCCGCAGAGACUAUCUGAGGUUAUUUGGAGUCACAGGAAACUGUGCUGCCUGCAGUAAGCUCAUACCUGCAUUUGAGAUGGUGAUGAGAGCUAAGGACAACGUUUAUCACCUGGACUGUUUUGCAUGUCAACUUUGUAAUCAGAGAUUUUGCGUUGGAGACAAAUUUUUCCUGAAGAACAACAUGAUCCUGUGCCAGACAGACUAUGAGGAGGGUUUAAUGAAAGAAGGUUAUGCACCCCAGGUUCGCUGAUCCAAUGCCACAUCACUAAGAAUACAAAGCACUAUGUUCUUUUAUCUUUUUUGCUCAACGUGUAUAUAAGAAAUGACACAAGAACCUACUGAAUAGCGUAGAUAUAGGGAGACAGGAUGGUUGCGUGAAAUAAAAGGCGGACUGCAUCUGUAUGUAGUGAAAAUUGCUCCAGUUCAGAGUUGAAUGUUAAUUAAAAAGGCACUGUACAUACCGCUGGAUUCUUUUUUGCUUGCUAUUGGGGUUUUUGGUUUGUUUGGUUUUUUGUUUCUUUUUGUGUCAUUUGGCAUGAGAUGUUUAUUUUGGACUACUGUAUAUAAUGUAUUGUAAUAUUUGAAGCACAAAUGUAAUACAGUUUUAUUGUGUUACCAUUUGUGUUCCUGUUUGCUUCUUUGUAUUGUUGCAUUUAGUACAAUCAGUGUCUAAACUUACUGUAUAUUUAUGCUUUCUGUAUCUACCAGCUAUUUUAAAUGAGCUGUAUCUUUCUAGUAAAAAGAAUUAAAGAGCAAAUCCCAACCAUUAUGCUACACUUAGAGCUUAAGAAUACUGUUUACAUUAAAAUUACUUAAAAAAAUUAAAACUCUAGCAGCACCUGCUGCUAAUGACGCCAUGGUUAAAGGUCUAUCAGCCCUUCUCUUAUAAGCCUCUAUUUUUCAGGGGUUAAGCAUCUGUUGUUUAAUUGCAUAGAUUUUCCUCAAAGAGCA